GAGAGAAGAAGAGGAAAGAGAUUUCUUGCAAGAGAAAGAGAAAAUUAGGGUUAGGGUUGCAGAGAAACAGAGAGGAGGAAGGAUUCAUCUCUGUAUUCAUCUCUCACCCUUUCUCUUAAUCUUCUCGAUCUUUUCUCAAAUCAAUUUCACUGUUUCAUGGGGCUUCAAUCUUUUCCGAUCUCUGAAAUGGACGCGACCGAUGAAAUGCACGAAGCGAUGUUCGCGAAACGAGGUUGUUGUUUUAUUCUUCCUUGUCUUGGAUCAUCUCAGCCAUCUGGUCCUAACGGAUCUGUGUGGUGGCAACGAAUCAGAACCGUUGAUAAAUUGGAGCCUGAUGAGCGGUGGUGGGUCUCCGGGUGGAUGAAGAUGAGGGAAUGGUCUGAGCUCGUGGCUGGUCCCAAAUGGAAAACUUUUAUCCGUCGCUUUGGACGUAAUCACUGCUGCGGUGGCGUUGACGGUGGUUGUAAUCGGCCGGAGCAUGUUAGUUUCCGGUAUGAUUCGUGGAGUUAUUCUUUGAAUUUCGACGACGGAAAACAGACGGGUCAUUUUGAAGAUGAGUUUCCUUAUCGUGAUUACUCGAUGAGGUUCGCCGCCCCGUCUCUGCCGGUUUCUACUAAAUGCUCCAUUGAUUUCGACAAUGAUAACCACGCGCCGUCGCUGUUUAAGUGAAAAAUGCCACGCGCUUCUCUGUUCUAAAUGGGCUGGCGCUAACGUGCACCGCACACUGAUGAAAGGGGAGAGACAUUAGAAGAAAGAAUGGAUUUUAAUUCUGUGGAAAGAAAUAUUAUUUUUUACACAGCUUUCAUUUGUUUGUUUUUUUUUUUUUUUUGUAAUUCUUUCACUUCAAAUGAAAUUGUUUGUUUGAUCAUUAUUUUCUCCCAAAUUUGGAGUAAUUUCCAUGUAAACAGGCACACAGAGACAAACUUGUUAGAAAAAGAUAUGAUGAAGGAAACAUAUAUUUAUAU
This is a messenger RNA of Arabidopsis lyrata subsp. lyrata, 965 nucleotides long. RefSeq lists its product as uncharacterized. The record is from RefSeq and is a predicted model, not a curated record. The coding region runs from base 157 to 669 and encodes 170 amino acids. The transcript has a single exon. NCBI's taxonomy places the organism in Eukaryota, Viridiplantae, Streptophyta, Magnoliopsida, Brassicales, Brassicaceae.